AUGUGGACGGAUAUAAGGAAAUUACUACUUUUUCAUUUUUUACUCACGAAGCUUCAGCGCACGGGAGCUACAACGGAGUGUGAAGAUGGGCAGUUCCAGUGCACCAACAAAAGGUGCAUACCCACGAUCUGGAGAUGUGACGAUGACGACGACUGCUCGGACAACAGCGAUGAAGAAAACUGCCCCAGGAAAACGUGUGCCCCAGCAGAGUUCGCCUGCCUAAACGGUCAGUGUGUUCCGGGACGUUGGCGCUGCGACGGGGAACCAGAAUGUCCUGACGGCUCAGAUGAGGCAGAAGCGACCUGCAGCAAACAGACUUGCCCUCCAGAGAAAUUUGACUGUGGAGGAGCCACCAACAAAUGUGUCUCGUUGUCAUGGAGAUGUGACGGCGAGAGGGACUGCGAGAAUGGGGCGGACGAGGAAGACUGUGCAUCUGAUGCCAAGGCCUGCCCCAGUGGUGAGUUCAUGUGUGGCAACCGCAAGUGCUUGGCCACCGUCUACGUGUGCGAUGGGGAUGAUGACUGCGGGGACGGCAGCGAUGAACUAAAGUGCUCCUCCCCACUCACCUGUGGACCCAACCACCUUCGCUGCAACACCUCUGAGUGUGUGCCCCUCAUGUGGAGCUGCGACGGAGACCCCGAUUGCCCCGAUGGCUCAGAUGAGGGGUCGGACCGCUGCGGAAGUGACGGGAUCCCCCACCCGGCGAGUCGCCGCGCCAACUGCACUGCCGAGCAGUUUCGCUGUGCCAAUGGGGAGUGUGUGCGGCUGGCUUGGAAGUGUGAUGGAGACCCUGACUGCAAGGACAAGUCUGACGAGUCUGACUGUCCCCUGCUGACUUGUCGUCCUGAUGAGUUCCAGUGUGGUGAUGGAUCGUGUAUCCAUGGAACCAAGCAGUGUAACAAGGUCCACGACUGCCCUGAUCACAGCGACGAAGCUGGCUGUGUCAACGCCACCAAGUGCGAGGGACCGCUGAAGUUUCUGUGUAAGAAUGGAGAGUGUAUCGACAGCACAAAGGUGUGUGACUCUGUGAAGGACUGCAAGGACCGCUCGGAUGAGCCCAAAAAGGAGUGUGGGCUGAAUGAGUGCAUGCUCAACAAUGGUGGCUGUUCCCACAUCUGCAUGGAUCAGCCAAUUGGUUUUGAGUGCCAGUGUCCCACAGGGUACCAACUUCUGGAUAAGAAGACAUGUGGAGACAUUGACGAGUGUGAGAACCCGUCUGCAUGUAGCCAGACCUGCAUCAACUACAAGGGAGACUUUAAGUGUGAGUGCUAUGAAGGUUAUGAAAUGGACCCUGUCACAAAGACCUGCAAGGCAGAAGGAAAGAGUCCUUACUUGCUCUUUACCAACCGACAUGAAAUCCGUCGCAUUGAUCUGGUGAAGAAGGAUUACAGCCAAGUGGUAUCAACCCAGAAAAAUGCUGUGGCUCUUGACUUGGAUGUCGCCAACAACCGCAUCUUUUGGUGUGACCGCUUCCACCGAAAGAUCUACAGUGCCUUCAUCCACGAGGCCAGGGAACCGUCCCAGCAGGUCCCCCUGGUGGACUCCUCGCUGCAGUCCCCUGUAGGCUUGGCUCUGGACUGGCUCCAGCACAAUAUCUACUGGACCGACUCCGCAGACAAGUCCAUCUCAGUGGCCUCGGUGGACGGCUCCAAGAGACGCGUCCUCAUCAGUACAGAGCUCAGCGAGCCCAGAGCUAUAGCCCUGGACCCCCACCAUGGCUUCAUGUACUGGUCAAGUUGGGGCACACAAGCCAGGAUAGAGAAGGCUGGGAUGAACGGAGUGGACCGGCAGGUCCUGGUGGCUGACAAUAUCGAAUGGCCCACCGGCAUUACUCUGGACGUAGCCAACAGGCGUCUGUACUGGGUGGAUUCCAAGUUGCACCUGAUAGCCAGCGUAGACCUGAACGGAGCUCACCACAGAACACACCUGUCCUCCGCAGAGAGGCUCGGACACCCGUAUGCUCUGGCCGUUUUCGAGGAUCGUAUUUACUGGACAGACAGAGAGAGGAAAGCAGUCUACACAGCUAACAGGCUGACAGGCCGGGACAUCCAUACACUGGCUGAACACCUCAAUGACCCUAAUGACAUUGUGGUCUUCCACCAACUACGCCAGCCACAAGGUCCAGACAGCUGUAAUCUCGGCAGUGUGGCUAAUGGAGGCUGUGAGUACCUGUGUCUCAAGGCUCCUCAAAUCACUGAACACUCCCCUAAAUACACCUGUGCCUGCCCUGAUGGACAGGACCUUGGGCCUGAUAUGAGAGGCUGCGUACCCGCUGCACCGCGAAAUGAUACUACACCCUUGUCCCCAACCCUCAUGGCCUCUACAGCCAGCACUGAAGUGACUAUGGCCAUAGACUCUGUGCCAGGGGGAGUGUCUCAGGCGGAUGCCGUUGAUCAUCUGACCACAGCCCCUUCUGGUGCUCCGGAGCCCCUCACACCCCUCACUACGGCCAGGUCUGUACCGGAGGAUUCAAAGGCCAUAGGUUUGAGCCCAACCGCCACUACCCUGGUCAUCUCCACCACCUCUGCAGGGGACAGCAGCGUCUCACAUCACUCUGGCAGUGAACACUUCCUCCUGGGGGAGAACCUGACAGUAGCUGUUUUGGGAGUGGUCAUCCCCAUAGUUCCUAUUGUUGCCACAGUGGUGUUUGGCCUGCUCUGCGCCGGAGUCUACCUGGUGUGGCGCAACUGGCGUCGCGACUCCACCAAGAGCAUGAACUUCGACAACCCCGUCUACCGGAAGACCACAGGCGAGGGCGAGGAGGACGAGAUCCACAUCGGGCGGACCGACGGCAUGGGACAUCACAUUCACCAUCACCCCUACCCGCCUAGUGUCGGCGUGGGAGUUGUGGGUGGUGGAGGAGGCACCUGCCCACAGUUCAUUGCACUGCCUCUGGGCGGCAGCAUGCCGGAACCUGGGACUCACUGGUACACAGAGCAGCCCAUGCUGUCCGCCGCCAAAUGA
Lampris incognitus (smalleye Pacific opah) is the source of this 2964-nucleotide messenger RNA. Its product is annotated as low-density lipoprotein receptor-related protein 8-like. Gene Ontology annotation, molecular function: calcium ion binding; protein binding. The transcript has 18 exons. NCBI's taxonomy places the organism in Eukaryota, Metazoa, Chordata, Actinopteri, Lampriformes, Lampridae. Bases 1 to 2964 code for a protein of 987 amino acids. The record is from RefSeq and is a predicted model, not a curated record.